Helobdella robusta is the source of this 1536-nucleotide messenger RNA. RefSeq lists its product as hypothetical. Gene Ontology annotation, cellular component: nucleus. The transcript has 11 exons. The coding region runs from base 1 to 1536 and encodes 511 amino acids. NCBI's taxonomy places the organism in Eukaryota, Metazoa, Annelida, Clitellata, Rhynchobdellida, Glossiphoniidae. The record is from RefSeq and is a predicted model, not a curated record.
AUGGCCUCAACUAAAAAUUUAAUAAUUACCGAUAACAAAUUAGAUGAUAACGUUGUUGAAUAUUUUAUUUUUUCAGCUGAAAAAAAUGGUGCACCGGCUUUAAAUAAGUCAUUUUUGAAUGAUGUAUUUGCUUUCCUUAGUUCUCAGUGCCAGAUUAGUGAAUAUAUCUGGCAGGCUGAACCAUUUAAUUUGCAGAUACUACCGGCUAAAGGUGAUAAGCCCCAAUGCUUAUACGGUCGAACGUAUUUUGGGGACAAUGUCGACGACGAAUGGUACAUCGUUUACCUGCUAUUUGAAAUUACAAGAAAAUUCAAACAUCUAAUUGCCAGGGUAACGGAUGAUGAUGGAGAGUUUUUAUUAAUUGAGUCGGCCGAUCAUCUACCUAAUUGGUUGGAACCUGAAACUGCUGAAAAUAAAGUGUUCAUUUAUAAUGGAAAAGUUCAUAUAUUACCUCAAAAACUGCCUACAACAAUGUCAUCAUCGACAACAACUUCAUCAUCAUCAGUACCUCUGCACGGUGUAAACAUUAAGCAGGCUUUAUCAUAUAUCAUUGAUAGUAAUAAUGAUGAUGAUGACAAUGAGGAUACUAUAUCAUCGUUAGCAUCGACUCUGGCUUCUGAUAAUAUGCAGAAUGAUAUCACGAAUAAGAUACAAGGCUAUCCUGAAAAGAUCUCAUCCACUUUUCACCACACGACAUGUUAUAUUCCCGUCAUUUUGGCGGCCAUCUUGGAUAUUCAUCCGACUAUCGUUUCUUCCCUCGUUCGAGCUUUCUACGAAAGAGAUGCCCUGGAUUUGAAGUUCUGUGUGACGUUCAAGCACUUUCAGCCUGGUACAAGGGUCAUGAAGAGGGUAAAACUGACCAGGUGCUUGUAUGCACAACUCACGCAGCAGGACUUUCAAGCUGAUAUCAGAAGCGGAUACCAACAUCAUCAUCGUCAUCAUCAUCAUCAUCGGCCAGAGCAAAAAGUUAUCAACUCGAAAUUCAAGGCAUACGACCUUGGUUCAAAGCUGGCCCAUGGAGCUGAGAUACUAUGCAGAAACGAGGAAAGUCUAAAAAUAACAACGUUGGGGAAUUCCAGUGAUGGUGAUGAUAUUCACGAGAAGUUCGACUCGGAUGAAAGUUGGCUCAAGUUCUUGAAGAAGCUAGAAGAUAGCGGCUACUUUAGGGAUGAAUUGAAAGACUCGAAGCGUUAUAGAGAGCUGUACGAAUCGAGUAAAUCAUUUUUCGUCAACUCCAUUUUACCAACAAUGAUGAAUAUAAGAGAGUCAGCGAGCCAACAACAUCCUCAACAACAACAACAGAAUUCACAUUUCAAUAAUGACGCCGAUACGUCUAAAGGCACCAACGACAACGACAAAGACAUCAACAACAAAGACAUCAACAUCAAUAACAACAACAGCAGCAGCAGCUGCGUUACUAGCAACAGCGUCAACAAAAACGCUGGCAAGAUAAUGUUAACGUUGUUGAAAUCCACUGUGGUUGAUGUCGAAGCGAUGAAAAAAGAAUCAGAAAAUAUCCCAUCUUCUGAUGGCUAG